Molecule: messenger RNA, 950 nt
Organism: Physeter macrocephalus (sperm whale)
Lineage: Eukaryota; Metazoa; Chordata; Mammalia; Artiodactyla; Physeteridae
Product: C-C motif chemokine 23
Exons: 4
Coding region: 534-848 (104 amino acids)
Biological process (GO): eosinophil chemotaxis; immune response
Cellular component (GO): extracellular region
Molecular function (GO): chemokine activity
Source: RefSeq, a predicted model, not a curated record
AAGAUGGAGAGGGUAGAUGUGGUGAAAAAUAAUAAGAUUCUGGACACAUUUUUGAAAGUAGACCCAAUAGUAUGUAUUAAUGGAUUGGAUGUGGGAGUGAAACAAAGAGAGGAGUCCCAUGACCAGGUUCACACGUUAGAGAAUCCUCUCUGGUCACCCCUGACAACAGGCUGCCCAUGUCCUUGAAUGGGGUUAACUCCCGAGGAAAAAAUUCUGAUUAAAGUAUUCAGCGAACCUCCUAGAGGAAGUAUCCUUCAUAAACUAGUCCCUCCCUUUGCCUGUAUCCAUUGGGCAGUUGGGAAAGCCUCAAGUCAUCCUUGCCCUCUACUUCCUGUUGCCUUCUCAGCCUCGUUCCCUUUUUUAGAAAUAGUGUGUUGUCUGUUAUUCAGCCAAAGAACAGCAUUCUGACCUCUGCCCUGUGACUUCCUGGUCCCCCUCUUCUUAUAAAUACAAGGGCAGAGCUGGCGUCUGGGGAAGUCAGAGAGCAGAGAGCCCAGGAGUCCUCAGGCUGGUACUCGCUGUGCACGGGGAAGAUGAAGACCUCAAUAGUUGCCCUCUCCUGCCUCAUCCUUGCUGCCCAGGCUGCAGUUGAACACCUGAUGCCGAACCUGAACAGUGAACACUCACUAUCUCAAGGAGGCUUUCACCGUCCCACUGACUGCUGCUUCUCUUACACCACACGAAAAAUCCGAUGUGUAUUCAUGAAAGAUUAUGUAGAAAUGACCAAUGUAUGCUUCCUGCCUGCUGUCAUCUUCAUCACCAAGAGGGAGCAGCAUGUCUGUGCUGACCCCAAAGAUGAGCAAGUUCAGAAAUGCAUGUUGGACCUGAAGCUAAGAUCAAAGAUCUGAAAACACUAUUUCUUGAGAAGGGAUACUUGGAGUCGGCCCCCUCACCUCCAUCUUUCUUGCCCCGACUACCUCCUAGGUGGGCCCUGGCCUGAAUUAUUUUUU